Pogoniulus pusillus (Red-fronted tinkerbird) is the source of this 1172-nucleotide messenger RNA. RefSeq names its product transmembrane serine protease 5 (gene TMPRSS5). Lineage: Eukaryota; Metazoa; Chordata; Aves; Piciformes; Lybiidae. The transcript has 9 exons. The record is from RefSeq and is a predicted model, not a curated record. The coding region runs from base 1 to 1101 and encodes 366 amino acids. Gene Ontology annotation, cellular component: membrane. Gene Ontology annotation, biological process: proteolysis. Gene Ontology annotation, molecular function: serine-type endopeptidase activity.
AUGCUGCCCGGGCUGUGCGAAUCCCUCUCCACCCUUUCUCUGUUUGCUGAAGCGAAGCACCUGAGGAAGCCUCUCCCGGAGCAGGACCUGCCGCUGCCGCAGGAGCCGGCUGCGACCCCAGCCUGCAGCCACGCCGAGGAGGAGCCUGUGGUCCGCGGAGCUCCCGGCCGAGGUUCAGCUCCUUGCUGCCCCAGAGGAAUGAGGCAGCAGAAAGGAGUGAGCCUGAGGGACGUGGAGGUGCCUGGCACGCAGCAGUUCCUGCAGCUGAGGGCACACCGGGGGGGCAGCCUGGAAGACAGGUGGCAGGUCAGCAGCAGCUGUGCCUCAGGUCGCAUCGUGGCUCUGGAGUGCUCAGAGUGUGGGCAGCGCCCUGGUGCCCCGCGGGUGGUCGGGGGCAGGGACGUGCCCCUGGGCCGCUGGCCCUGGCAGGUCAGCCUGUACCAGGGCUCCCAGCAUCACUGUGGAGGCUCCGUGGUGGCACCGGAGUGGAUCGUGACGGCAGCUCACUGCGUGCACAGUUCCAGGCCGCUGCCAGCCUCCCCCUGGCGGGUACUGGCGGGCAUGGUGUCGCACAGCUCAGUCGGGCAGCAGGCUGGGGUGCCCGUGCAGAAAGUCAUCUCCCACCCCCUCUACAACGGCAGCAGCCUGGACUAUGACAUCGCCCUGCUGAAGCUCCAGGGCCCCCUGCGCUUCUCAGAUGCCAUCCGAGCUGUGUGUCUGCCACCCUUGCAGCAGGACCUCCUCCAGGGCACGCAGUGUUGGGUCUCUGGCUGGGGCUACACCAGACCAGACCAAGGGCAGGUUGCUGGCACUCUGAAGGAAGCUCUGGUUCCCUUAAUUGGCACCAAGAGGUGCAACAGCUCCUGCAUGUACCGUGGCGAGCUCAGUGCCAGGAUGCUGUGUGCUGGGCACCCCCAGGGCAGGGUUGAUGCAUGUCAGGGGGACAGUGGUGGCCCCCUGGUGUGCCAGGACAAGCUGACCUGGCGCCUGGUGGGCAUUGUGAGCUGGGGCCAGGGCUGUGCCGAGCCCAACCGCCCUGGGGUGUACACCAACGUGGCUCAGCUGCUGCCAUGGAUCCACCACACCAUUGAGCUCUACUAGGAACAAAGCAAGGAGAAGGCUUCAGCAAGCAGCACUUUGCCCUUCCCGAGUGAAGAGCAGCCCAGGGCUCA